CUCUGCUUAGUCUUAUUCCAUCGUCUUUCCAACUGCCUUUCUGCCUGUAAAAAUCGUGAAAUCCACGUCUGCCCGAUGUCUUCUCAAGCAUCCUCCUCGAAAGCCGGUCUGAGCUACACCGACCGGAUCCCUUUCCACUCGAAUGCGGCCGCCAAACAGCUCCUCGCUCUGAUGGACAAGAAGCAGACCAACCUUUGUGUCAGCGUCGACGUCACCAAGUCUGACGAGCUGCUUGAAGUAGUCAGGAGAGUAGGGAAGAGCUGUUGUAUGGUCAAGACGCACAUCGACGUGGUCGAGGACUACUCGCACUCUUUGGUGGAAGAAUUGGUCAAGCUGAGCGAGGAACUAGAGUUUAUGAUCUUCGAGGACCGAAAGUUUGCCGAUAUCGGCAACACCGUCUCCUUGCAAUACUCUUCGGGCGUCCACAAGAUCGCCUCUUGGUCUCAUAUCACCAACGCCCACCCCAUCCCCGGUGACGGCAUCAUCACCGGUCUCUCCUCCGUCGGCAAGCCUCUCGACCGGGGUCUCCUCCUCCUGGCCGAAAUGUCGAGCAAGGGCAACCUCGCAACGGGGGAAUAUACCCGACAAGCCGUCGAGAUGGCUCGCAGACACCGGGACGAGGGUUUCGUCUUCGGUUUCAUCGCCAUGAAACGUGUCCACGAGGAACAUUCGGCCGGAGCUGCCGAGGAUGAGGAUUUCAUGAUCCUCACGCCUGGUGUCGGAUUGGACGUCAAGGGCGACAAGAUGGGUCAACAGUACAGGACGCCCAAAGAGGUCAUCCUCGACAGCGGAUGUGAUGUCAUCAUCGUCGGAAGGGGGAUUUAUGGAAAGACGGACGAGCAAGAGGUCAAGGUCGAGGCGGAGCGUUACCGGUCCGAAGGGUGGAAGGCGUACCUCGAGAGGACCCGCAAGUAGACGUUCUUGCUUAUUUCCCAUGGGCGUCAUGAGAGACGCGACAUGACAUAUGCGAUGGUGGCUCUGAUCAUACGAAUACAACAUACGACUCGACAUCUCAACGAUCGUGAUUUGAAGACAAUGUAGUAUAAUAGGGGAUCUCGUAGCAUUCAUAACGAUGCGAUCUCGACACGUGCUUCAACAGAUCGUUUUCACUCUUGCGGAUCAUGGGUGAGAGAAGUCGUUACUUGGGCUUUUAGAGGGCGGCAGCCUUCCUCUUCUGCGCAGCACUGCGCGUGGCUCG
Filobasidium floriforme is the source of this 1198-nucleotide messenger RNA. RefSeq names its product humps family-domain-containing protein. The transcript has 3 exons. The record is from RefSeq and is a predicted model, not a curated record. Lineage: Eukaryota; Fungi; Basidiomycota; Tremellomycetes; Filobasidiales; Filobasidiaceae. Gene Ontology annotation, biological process: 'de novo' UMP biosynthetic process; 'de novo' pyrimidine nucleobase biosynthetic process. Gene Ontology annotation, cellular component: cytosol. The coding region runs from base 76 to 915 and encodes 279 amino acids. Gene Ontology annotation, molecular function: orotidine-5'-phosphate decarboxylase activity.